Molecule: messenger RNA, 2925 nt
Organism: Capsicum annuum
Lineage: Eukaryota; Viridiplantae; Streptophyta; Magnoliopsida; Solanales; Solanaceae
Product: rust resistance kinase Lr10-like
Biological process (GO): protein phosphorylation
Molecular function (GO): protein kinase activity; ATP binding
Source: RefSeq, marked provisional
UAACAUCAUUAAACCUUUGUGUACUGUGUUUCAUUCUGCAACUAGAUAAAUGUUGUUAUGCUGUUAGUGAAACGUAACAAUCAUUUUGGUCACUGUAGAAUUGAUGAGAAAAUGAGACGAGAAAAGUCCUUAGUUGCAGGUCACUCACUGCAGAAUUGACAGGUAAAAGGCUGAAAAUCAUUGGAUAUAUAUCUAUAUCGUCUAUUUCAGAGACUUUUCCGAUCCAAGUCUUUGCAUGUGUAAUUCUUACGUGGAAAUGAUCUCUUAUGACUACUUACAAAUUGAAUAAUUCCGUCACAAGGCUUGAUAAUUACGUCUUAAUAAUUUGUGCAAGGCUUCAAGUCCUUCUGUUGACUUGAAGGUGCUUUGAAGAUUCCCUCUCAACCUUACACACGUUUCAACAAAUUUUCCACGUCCAACGUAACUAUGCUAUUAAACACAAGUGCAGUGAACAAGAAGAGUUCAUAAUUAGUCUUCUCACAAAAAAAAAAGUUGAUUUGUCCAACUCAGCGUCUAGGUGUAUUUUAAUAUAAAGGAAGUGAUAGUUUAGGUACGGAAAGAUAGUUGAUGUAUGAAACUCACAAAAAUUGGAGUGUUUACUUGUCAGCUGAGCCAAGUACUUAAUUAAAGUCUUCCCUCACAGCACAUAAUGCACGUUUCUCACAACUUCUCCACAUCUACUAUGCUUUUAAAUGCAAGUUCAGUGACUAACUGAGUUCAUAAUCCAGUUUUCCUCUUCUUGAGAUAAUUCAUAUGGCAAUCACUUCAUUGGUCAGCUUUCUUCUAUCUCUUCUUCUUAUAUUAGUUCAGGCAAAGGGAAGAAAUGAUUCAACUUGUCCAAAGUCCUUUUCAUGUGGAAAUUUUACUAACCUGAGCUUUCCGUUCUCUCUUUCCGCACAACCUGAGUGCGGAAUACUGCGCAUGUCUGGUUGUGAUGAUAAGCCAUUUCCGAAAAUCCGCCUGCUUCCUGGACGAGAUUGGUACUAUGCUUUACAGCAGCAUGAUUCAUCAGUUUGGCUUGGGGACCAGAAACUUAAAACAACUUUGACGCAACACAAGUGUCAGGCGUUUAACAAAAAUUUCUCCCUUCCAAACUCACCUUCUAUCUCUUUCAAUAUGAUUAAUAUUAACAACUUCAUCAAAUGCAGCAGUACCCAGAAGAAGAACGAUCGCUUUGCUGGAUAUAAUAUGUACAAUGGCUGUGAAGGCUUUAGCAUAUACUACAAGCUAACCCGUGAUGAUGAUAAAAACAUAGAAGCACACAAUCUUCCUACCAACUGUUCACUUAUCAAAUUACCAAUUCACGCAAAUGAUGGUGAUUUGUUCAACAGGUUAGGUCCCGAAUUUCUAGUAGAAUGGAAACUGUCUGAUGACUGUAGCGAAUGUCAACAUGAUGGAGGUCGAUGCCAGACUGAUAAAACCAACAAAUUUUAUUGUCACAAAGAUGUUGCAGAAGUUAGCAAACUACCAGCAGGAAUAUCAAAAAGGUUCUGGUUCUUGGCAGCCACAGGUGCUAGUUUGUUUACUGUUGGACUGUUGGUUUUACUCUUCUUCUUCAGAAAUAAGGUCUUAUGGUACAAAUACAUCAGGUUAUGGGGAUCUAAAGUUGAGGAUCACCGAAAUAUUGAAGAAUUUCUGAAGAACUAUGGGUCAUACGCUCCAAAAAGAUACAAUUAUACAGACAUCAAACGAAUCACCAGUCGCUUCAAAAACAAACUAGUCCAAGGAGGGUUUGGUACUGUAUACAGAGGAAGUUUGGGUAACGGGAGUCAAGUGGCAGUGAAAGUACUGAAUGAACUAAAAGGCAGUGGUGAAAAUUUCAUUAACGAGGUUGCAAGUAUUAGCAGGACAUCACAUGUUAAUGUUGUGAGCCUUGUGGGAUUUUGUUUUGAGGGUCGCAAAAGAGCUCUCGUAUAUGAGUUCAUGCCAAAUGGAUCUCUUGAAAAGUUUAUCUACGAGGAAAGAUCAGACACAGUUCGUCAAUUGGGUUGGCCAACAUUAUACAAAAUUGCACUAGGCAUAGCCCGAGGAUUGGAGUACUUGCAUCGUGGUUGUACCACUCGGAUUUUGCAUUUUGAUAUAAAGCCUCACAAUAUCCUGCUUGAUGAAGAUUUUUGUCCUAAGAUCUCCGACUUUGGUCUUGCCAAACUGUGCAUGAAAAACGAGAGCAUUGUGUCAAUGUUAGGUGCACGAGGAACCAUUGGUUACAUUGCUCCAGAAAUUGUUUGCAGAAACUUGGGAGGUGUGUCUCACAAGUCUGACGCCUAUAGCUACGGAAUGAUGGUCUUAGAGAUGAUUGGAGGAAGAAAAAAUGUUGACGCCGGAGCUGAUCGCACGAGUGAGAUCUACUUUCCACACUGGCUCUAUCAACGAAUUGAACUAGACGAAGAUCUUCAACUGGUCGGGAUAAUGAAUGAAGAGGAGAACGAAUGUGCAAGAAAGAUGGUCAUAGCCAGUUUAUGGUGCAUACAGACUGAUCCCUCAAAUCGACCAUCGAUGAGCAAGGUUGUUGAAAUGUUAGAAGGGAAACUAGACUCUUUGCAAAUUCCUCCCAAACCUUACCUAUAUUCUCCCUCAAGAAUAGAGGUGGAUUCAUCAAUAAUAGAACUGACAACAACAACAACACUCACAGAAUAGCCUCACAAGUGGGGUCUCGGAAGGAUGGGUCGGAUGUAUACCGACCUUACCCCUACCUUUGUAAGGUAGAGAGGAGUUUUCGAUAGACCUUCAACUGAAGAAAAUCGUUUUUUCAGAAAAUGAUUUGAAAGAAAUGCAAGUACAAAAAGUUAGCUUAGUAUAUGCUGGUACUUAACUAGCAAUGUGUCUCUACAGCAUCUUAUGUCUAACAGUUUUAGAAUAGAAUUGUAUGUAGUGUCCCGCUUGGAAAAAGAUUGUUAUGUAUUUUAUAUAAAUAGGAUUCGAUGU